AUGGUCCCUCUUCCACUGUUCAAGCUCGCCUCUCUGUUUGUCCGCCAUGUGUCCAAAUAUGGAGCCAACCGAAUCAAAUCACAAGCCCACGACCACCCUCAAUUUCGCGCGUUCGCUGCCAGAUAUGGCCAAAAGAUCCACCAGCUGAAUAUGAGGCUAAAUGUAGCCUUGUUACGGAACACCGACGCAGAGCGGAGGGCCAAGGAGAAGGCCGAGGCACCAACUGUCAAGACCAAAGAGCAGAUAGAGAAGGAAGAACAACUGAAGGCCAAGUACGGAUCAACAACAAAAGAUUCAAAUCAGCCCAAAAGCUCUCUACGGCCCAGCAUAUGGAAACGGCAGUUCAAGCCUCUGCCUGAAGGCAAAGCUGUCGACCUCUUCGCGGAUGUUAUAGGGGAUGGCUUUAUUCUCCUGGUGGCCACGGCCCUGAUCCUCUACGAGACUUGGCGCUCAUCGAUCAAACCAGACAGGAACAAGGAGAGGAUCGAGGAGUUGACCAAGCAGUUCGAGGACCUGCAGGCCAAGGAACGAGACCAUGAAGAGGAGGAAAAGCGACAACAAAGCAGGAUACUGCAGCUCGAGGAGGUCCUGAGGAAUUAUAAAGACCCUAAGACAAAGCAGCCUUUACUGCCUUCACCGACGCCGGCAACAUGA
Messenger RNA from Diaporthe amygdali, 654 nucleotides. RefSeq names its product opa3 domain protein. The transcript has 2 exons. The record is from RefSeq and is a predicted model, not a curated record. Gene Ontology annotation, cellular component: mitochondrion. The coding region runs from base 1 to 654 and encodes 217 amino acids. Gene Ontology annotation, biological process: regulation of lipid metabolic process. NCBI's taxonomy places the organism in Eukaryota, Fungi, Ascomycota, Sordariomycetes, Diaporthales, Diaporthaceae.